Closterium sp. Naga37s-1 is the source of this 4995-nucleotide messenger RNA. NCBI's taxonomy places the organism in Eukaryota, Viridiplantae, Streptophyta, Zygnematophyceae, Desmidiales, Closteriaceae. The record is from the annotation of a GenBank genome assembly.
AUGACGAGCAAAAACGACAAAUCCCACCGACGCUCCGCCUCGUCUUCAAUUGGCGGAGCCGCCCAUGUGUCCCCGCAGCAGCUCUCCAAAGCAGCAACGCUGAUGGAAAAACUCCAACAGCCCGAAAACGCCGCCAACACGCGUCAGGUGGCCAAAGCGCGCCAAGUCAUGACGCUCCUGCAACAGCAGCAGCAGCAGUCGCCGACGGGUCAACAACCGGCCCGGCCGUCUACAAGCGGCGGUCGGCCGGCGGCCGUCAGCCGGCCGACAAGUUCCGGCGGCCGACCGGCAGCGCAGCAGCAACUGCUUGAGAGGCCGAGCACUCCUAGUAAGGGCGACGGCGGCGGUCGCAUCUCCGCGAGCGCGGGAAGCGGCGGGAGUGGCGGAAGCGGAAGCGGAAGAGGCGGAUCGGGUUCUGCGUUUUCCGCAGCUGGCAGAUCUAUGUCGUGUAGCGGCCGCGGUUCGCCACUUACGCCGCCCGGAAUGCACGGCGCAGCGUCUCCGGGAUUCGACGAUCGGCAGGGGGCCAGCGGCGGUAGCAAGGGCGGUGGUGUCGCGGGGAGGUCUGAGAGCGACGGUGGGGAGGAGGAGAGGCAGAGAGAACGCUACCGGCGGGAUGACGGCAUAGGCUCGGAUGAAGGCUUGGGUGAAGGCUCGGAAGCAGGCUCAGAUGACGAGGGGGGGGCAGAGAGAUAUGGGGCGGAGGAGUAUGAGGCACGGGGGAUGGGCGCAGAUGGGUAUGCGGACGGGAUGGGGGAGGAGGGGGAGGAGUGGAAGAAGAAGGGAAGGGGAUGGAAGGGGAUGGAGGGGGAGGAGGAGGAGGAAGGGGAGGAGUGGGAGGAGGGAGAGGAGGGAGAGGGGGCUAGAAGCAGGAGGGCGAAGGAAGGGAGGGGAAGCAUGCAAGGUGAUGAUAGCCGUGAUAUAUACAGCACCCGCAGUGCUGACAGCGCUACUGCCAACCUGCGGGAAAGAGGGCUGCCCCCCAAAGCUGGUGAGCGAGCCCGUGACAUCUACGGCACCCGCAGUGCUGACAGCGGUGCCAACCUGCGGGAAAGAGGGCUGCCCCCCAAAGCUGCAGCGCCAGGGGGUCGUGUGCUGCGCAAGUCGCUCUCUGAGCGAAGCAUUUCCACCACCAGCGAUUCCGCCUUUGAUACAGACCUCGAUGCUGCUGCCGCCGCUGCUGCCGGUGUUCCUGGGAUGGAAACUCUCAGGCAAGAGAGCCUUCCCUUAGACCCCAGGCGCGGAAGGGGAUUGACCGAGCCUGGAGUAGGAGGGGGGAAGGGCGAGGGGCGGGCGGAUUGGGAUGAGGAUGGGGGGAGGAGGAGAGGGGGAAGAGGGGCGUCCGGGACUGGGCUUCCCCCUGUUGGCGGGGGGGUUCCCCCUGGUCUUCCCCCUGGCCUUCCCCCACCUGCUGGAGGCGCUUCUCCUGGCCUUCCGCCUGUUUUUCCUGGUAGGAGCUCUUCUGGGGGUGGCGAGGAGGCUUAUGACGGGGAUGAGAGGGUGAGGGGGAACAGGAGGCGGUCGUUUGCGGAGGAGGAGAGGGAGAGGGGUGGGGGUGGAAGGGGAGGGGAGAGAGGAGAGAGGGUGGAGAGGGGGGGAAGGCUGCCUAGGCAAGCGAGUGAGGGAGGUGCUAUGCUGAGAAGGUAUGAAGAGGAGGAGGGGGAAGAGAGGAGGCAUAGGAUGAGCAGGCAAAGCAGCUUGGAGAAACGGGAGAGGGAGGAGGGGAGGGGUGAGAGGAAGGGGCGAGGGGAGAGGGAUGAGGGAAGGGUGGAACGGAGGGGGGAAAGGGACGAAGUGAAAGGGGCUAGAAUUCCGCGUGUGCCCCGUCAAUCGAGUGUAGAUGGCGGGGUGGCGGAGAGGGAGAGGGAGGAGAGGCGGGGGGAUAGAAUCCCGCGUGUCCCUCGACAAGGGAGUGUAGAUGGUGGACGGUCGGAAAGGGAUAGGGAGGAGAGGCGGGGAGGGGAUAGGAUUCCCCGGGUUCCUAGGCAGGGUAGUGUAGAUAGUGGGGGAUGGGAGAGAGAGAGGGAGGAUAGGCGAGGUGAGAGGGGAGGUGAAAAGGAGGAGCGGAGGGGAAGGAUUGCGCGUCAAGCGAGUGUUGACAGCGGGAGGGAGAGGGAUUGGGAGGAGAGGAGGGAAAGAGAGAGGGAGUGGGAGGAGAGGAGGGACCGGAUUCCUCGUCACUCCAGCGUUGAUGAAUGCAGGGAUAGGGACAGGGAUAGGGAGAGAGAGAGGGAGAGGGAGAGAGAGAGGGAGAGGGCAAGGGCUGAUGAGGCAAGGCGAGGACCACGUAUCGCCAGGCAAGGGAGUGUGGACGCGGGGUGGGGAAGAGAGAAAGACAGGGAGCGGGAGAGGGAGAGGGAGAGAGAGAGGGAGAUGGAGAGAAUUCGAGGUGGGAGGCCAGGGGGUGGGGUUCCAAGACAGGUGAGUGCAGACAGUGGGAGAGAGAGAGAGGGAGAACGAGGGGGAGAUGGAGUACGGGGAGAACCCAAGGGACGGAUUGCUAGAGGAUCCAGUAUGGAUGUGGGUGCAAUGCUGGGAGGGGGAGCUGUGGAGAGGAAAUACGUGGGGCAGGGGCAGGGGCAGUCACACCCUUCUCACUCCUCUCUGCCACGGUCCCAAUCGCAGUCGCUGCAGCAGUAUCACCUGCAGCAGCAGCAGCACCGGGCGCCCUUACCCAGACGUGCUUCUGUUGAAAGUGACCCUCAUUCCCCUCAUCGCCUCUCUGGGAGUGCUGGUGGGAGUCCCCAUAGCCCCGGCGCAUCUGCUGCUGCUGCUGCUGCUGCUGCUGCUGCUGCUGCUGCUGCUGCUGGGGGUGCUGCCGGUGCUGCCACUGGUGCUGGCAGCGCAGGAGGAGACAAGAAAAUCUCCCGCCUCUCCUCUCUUUCCGCGGAAGACCUGAACGCGUUAGGGGCAGUGGAGGGGGACGCAGCAUGCACUGUGGAGGAAAUCCAGUCCUCCUUUUUCAAAUCCAGCAAGAAGGGGGGGCUGUUAGGGUUUGCUAAGAGGGGCCUGGCACAAAUGAAGCGAGGGUUCUUUGGGAGUGGGGGCGGGAGCGUGCUUGGGCGGGAGUUUGGGCGGCUGGACAAGAAGUAUCUGAUGAUGGAGAAGGAGCUUGGGGCGGGGCAGUUUGGAGUGACGCGCGUGGUGCAGUGCAAGCAGACCGGGCGGCAGCUGGCUUGCAAGUCGAUCAAUAAGGGCGACCUGAAGAGCAAGGCGGAUGUUGAUGCAGUGAAGAGGGAGGUGAUGGUGCAUGAGGUGCUGGGCGGGCAUGCAAACGUGGCAAAGCUGGAAGACGUGUUUGAGGACGAGGAGGCGGUGCAUCUGGUGAUGGAGCUGUGCCAUGGGGGUGAGCUGUUCGAUCGGAUCAAGGAGAGACGGCGCCUGGAAGAGAGAGAUGCACAGGGCAUCAUGCAGCAGGUGCUAUCUGUGCUAGCCCACUGCCACCAGCACGGUGCUGUCCGUGCUAGCCCACUGCCACCAGCACGGCAUCGUGCAUCGGGACAUCAAGCCACAGAUGAUGCAACUGAAUGCAUGCCUGCCCAUAUCCCAUCUGAUCCCUUAUCCCAUCAGGUGCUCUCCGUGCUGGCCCACUGCCACCAGCACGGCAUCGUGCAUCGGGACAUCAAGCCAGAGAAUAUUCUCCUCAAGUCACAGCCCUUUCCCUCUUCAAGCCCCUGUCCCUCUGCAUUCCAUCGCCUAUCCCCCCAAUCCCACCAGGUGCUAUCUGUGCUAGCCCACUGCCACCAGCACGGCAUCGUGCAUCGGGACAUCAAGCCCGAAAACAUUCUCCUCAAGUCGCAACAGUCCCUCUCUGACUGCCGGGUGAUCGACUUUGGCAUUGCUGCUAUUGUGAAACCAGGUGAGACGCCAGGUGGGCUGCCAGGUGAGGCGCCAGGUGGGCUGCCAGGUGAGGCGCCAGGUGGGCUGCCAGGUGAGACGCCAGGUGGGUUGCCAGGUGAGACGCCAGGUGGGCUGCCAGGUGAGAAGCCAGAUGGGCUGCCAGGUGAGACGCCAGGUGGGCUGCCAGGUGAGACGCCAGGUGGGUUGCCAGGUGAGACGCCAGGUGGGCUGCCAGGUGAGACGCCAGGCGCCAAGCCCCUGACGGAGUUCAUGGGGUCGCCAUACUACGUGGCACCAGAGGUGGUGGAGGGCAGCUGCUCCUUCCCUUGUGCAACUCCUUUUCUCAUACCACUCCCACCGCUCCCCACCCCUCCCCACCGCUCCCAACCGCUCUCCAUCACCAGGCGCCAAGCCCCUGAUGGAGUUCAUGGGGUCGCCAUACAAUGUGGCACCAGAGGCGCCAAGCCCCUGACGGAGUUCAUGGGGUCGCCAUACUAUGUGGCACCAGAGGUGGUGGAGGGAAGCUACUCCUUCCCUGCAGACAUCUGGAGCGCGGGGGUCGUGCUCUAUGUCAUGCUGGCGGGAGUGCCGCCUUUUUGGGCGCGUACCGAAGCCGGAGUGAUCAAAGCUAUAAAGGAAGCCAAGGCGAGCUAUAGAGGGGACGUGUGGCGCGGCGUGAGUGCGGAGGCGGUGGAUCUGUUAAAAAAGAUGCUUUCCCGUCCCGUCUGUCCCCUCGCUACUGUCACAAUGGUGAAGUUCCUGAAGCCGAACAAGGUGGUGGUGGUGCUGCAGGGCCGCUAUGCCGGCCGCAAGGCGGUGAUCGUUAAGAAUUUCGACGACGGCGUUUCCGGCCGGCAGUACGGCCACGCGCUCGUUGCCGGGAUCUCCAAGUAUCCCCGCAAGGUCACGAAGAAGCUCACUCCCAAGACCCUCGCGAAGCGCUCGCAAGUGAAGGCCUUCAUCAAGCUCGUUAACUACAACCACCUCAUGCCCACUAGGUACCAGCUGGACGUGGACCUCAAGAGCACGGUGACGGCUGACAAGCUUGAGAGCUCGGCCAAGCGGGUGGAGACCAAGAAGGAGCUGAAGAAGAUCUUUGAGGAGCGAUUCAAGACGGGCAAGAACAGAUGGUUCUUCUCCAAGCUCCGGUUCUAA